Melanaphis sacchari is the source of this 2658-nucleotide messenger RNA. RefSeq names its product cytokine receptor-like. The record is from RefSeq and is a predicted model, not a curated record. The transcript is spliced from 14 exons. NCBI's taxonomy places the organism in Eukaryota, Metazoa, Arthropoda, Insecta, Hemiptera, Aphididae. Gene Ontology annotation, molecular function: protein binding. The coding region runs from base 116 to 2491 and encodes 791 amino acids.
UCUAGCCUUUUGGAACGACUCCUUCGUUCGUUCGAGGAUUAGCGCCCAACUAUCAGGUUUAAUAGCAGUUAUCAAUAAUUACUAUAAUAAAUCGACUUUGGAUGGUUAUAUAAACAUGGUUCGACAAAUUUCUUCAGAAAUAAACCGACCGAGUUUGCCGCCACUUUCAAAACUAUACACUACGUUAACAUUAAUAAUAUUACUAAUUGAUUUAGCAUAUUCUUCUGUAACAUGUGGUCCCGAUAUAAAAUCAGUCGGAGGUACGGUCCCAAGUGGUGACAUCAUAUUAGAAUAUGGCAGCGGCGUUCCCUUGGAAAUCACAUGCAUCUUACAAUCCGAUACCAUUAUAGUGCAGAACUUAUUUCGUGAUCGAAUGGAUAGUAAUAAUAAAACCAAAUUUCCAAGUCAUAGGAUCGUGUUUUAUAAGAACGACGAAAUCGUUCCCAGACAAUAUGUGACAAUCGUCAACGCAACAGCGGCUCAGCUUCGCAUCCCAAACCCCCCAGCUGGUCGAAAUACAUAUUAUUGUACACUAUUACUUGAUUAUGAACCGCGACAAAAUGACAGCUAUGAUAAAUCUGAUGGCAAUGACUCGUCUACUAUAUUAUCUAGUGAUUCAUCCACAUUUCCUCCUGUUCAACUUGCAACUACUAGCUCGGUAACGAAUGAGUCUCAUCAACUGGGAUCACAACUUGGGGUGUGUUUGAAUACUGUCUAUGUUGGACAUAAACCGGAAAUCAUAAGAAAUUUUUCAUGUAUUUCUUAUAAUUGGGUUAGUUUGAGGUGCAAUUGGAAUCCAUCAGAGAACGCAAUCAAAACUACUUAUUCAUUAAUAUUCAGAUUACCUGGUCGUGCUGGAGGCAGAAUCUUCAUAAAUUGCCCAACGGAUUCAGAUAUCAGAGAAAACACUUGCUAUUGGGAUUUCAAUACUACGCCCAUGUAUAGACAACCGUACGAGUAUUACGAUUUCAGAUUAAACGGUCAAAAUGUAUUAGGAAAUACAUCAACAUUCAUCAACUUUCAUCAUUAUGCCAAUAUUAUUCCUGCGAGGCCUAUAAAUAUCACCAUUAUCGAUAAAACAGAAUCGAGUGUUAUGUUGAGGUGGUCUGUAGGAGCAAUGACUGACUUUCCACGGGAACUAAUUCAUAAGAUUGAGUAUAAGUCACAGUGGGAUUCCAAUUUUGAACAAUGGCAUUCUAUAAAUAUAAGCGACAAGUGUAAUGCUCCAAUACUCUCCAAUAAAACAAAUACCUUUCUGUAUGAUAUGAAUUGCCAAGAACGUGAUGAUGAUUUUUAUUAUUUUAAUGUCACUAAUCUAAAAUAUCCAUUCACAUAUUACGAUUUUCGCAUAUACGUACGUUCUUCACUUGCCAACGGGGAAGAUAAGUGGUCUCUUCCUGGUUGUAUAACUUUGAAAACAAAAUCUUCAAUACCAAAGAGGCCUCCAACAAUUGAUGUUGGGAGCUUUGAGUGUAUUAGGUCACGAAACGAUAAAACAAAAAGAGACGUGUUCAUUUAUUGGCAAAAAAUUGAUGACAGAGAGAAAUGUGGUGAUUCGUUUGAGUAUCGUGCUUACUAUAAUUUGAACUCAAAAAAAAAUGAAACCAUCAUUUACAGUAGCAAUGAAAUAUAUGAAAGUUAUGCCAAGUUUCAAGGACUCAGUACUUCGGUUGGUUACAACUUUACAGUGUAUUCAUCCAACAACGAAGGUUUGUCGACAGAAUAUUCAACAAUUUACGUACCUAGUGAAUCAGAGAGACUUGAAAAACCAAUAUUACUUACAAAAAUGGUAUUUGAUCAACAAGGUGUUUUUGAACUAUCCUGGAAAAAUUCUGGUUCUACAAAAUUGUCCACUCCUGAUGAACAGAAUUAUUAUACAUUAUUCUGGUGUGAAAAUGUUAAGGGUCAUCCGUACCAGUGUAAUGGCUAUGUAAACUGGACGCACGUCCCUGGUACAGAAUUUCGUCGCAACGUCACUAUAUUAAAUUAUAGUGCUAACAAUCAUUAUCAAUUUGCAAUAAGUGCUAACAGCCGACGUUUACUAAGUAAUGAUACCAAUAGUUAUCAUCAAAACAAUUAUAACAGUAGCGGAAUGGUGUGGGAAUCGUGUACAAUACAAAAUAAUAUAACUGCUAGAAAAAUCGAGAACGUUUGGGUUAAUGUAAUCGGCUCGACAUUUAUUGGUUUGAAGUGGAAUAUUGACUGUACUGACAGGAUUGGUUUGGUUGGUGAAUACCAAAUAUUUUAUUGUUCUGUUGUUUCCAUUAGCAGUAACAUUUGCCAUGGAUCUAUGUUGUCCAAAACAAUCAGCAGAGAGGCGGCUCAAAAAGACGGAGGUUUCACCUUGUUAUCGAAUCUUAAGCCUUAUACAACGUACAUUGUUUCUAUAGCAAUUAGUACAAAUUAUGGAAAAGGAAUACACAGCGAUCCUUUACUAGUUACCACAUUACGUUUAGGAAGAGAUACACAUACACAAUUUGACUUCAAUUAAGAACUUCUACAUUGCUUUGCAUUCAAUUACGAUACGCAACAAUACCGACAUACCUAGAUAGUAAGUAUAGUAUUAGUACUUCGUCUUUAAAACAACUACUGCAAACAAAUAGUGACACCAUUGUAUCUUGUGUAGUUGUAUAAUAUAGUAUGCACUCAUAAAGUUUA